Molecule: messenger RNA, 447 nt
Organism: Paramuricea clavata
Lineage: Eukaryota; Metazoa; Cnidaria; Anthozoa; Malacalcyonacea; Plexauridae
Source: the annotation of a GenBank genome assembly
AUGGCAAUGAUGCUGGGCGACCUAUGGCAAAAGUCUCAGGACACAAAUGUGCCACUUCAACAACCAGACUUUGAAGAAUCCCAGCACUGGCGACGAGGCAAAAAGCGGCGCUCAAAAACGUCGUCCUCGAGGUCGCCCUCAUCUUCAGAAGCCAGCUCGGGUUUCGAAAAUGAGAGUCGGGGUCGUAACCGCCGAAAGCGAAGGUCACAUAGCAAAACUCGGCUUGAAAAUAGGGGCGAAACGACCAAUUAUGAGCAGGAUAAAGUGAGCGUACAUGUGCAAGACGAUGAUGAUAAUGUAUCGGUCUUACUUCAAGAUGGCGCCACAAAUGACAAAACAAAUUCAACCGAUGAAACCCUUACGAAUUUAGGGGAAAUACUUGAAGAUGUUGAAGCUACCGGCAAUGAUAUUAACCCUAAACUGGCUACGAUAGCGGAAAACCGAUGA